Molecule: messenger RNA, 1100 nt
Organism: Diorhabda carinulata
Lineage: Eukaryota; Metazoa; Arthropoda; Insecta; Coleoptera; Chrysomelidae
Product: zinc finger protein-like 1
Exons: 5
Coding region: 161-1003 (280 amino acids)
Cellular component (GO): Golgi apparatus
Source: RefSeq, a predicted model, not a curated record
AUUGUUGUCAAUUGCAGGUACUGUCAAUUGUCACUUUACGUGGCCUACCCUUCUUUUAUUGCCUUUCACCCAAGAACUAAUGUUUUCAAGAAACUAAAUAAGUCAUAUUAAUCCAUGGUAUUCAAUUCAUAUCUAAACUGUUAAAUAUAUAUAUAUUACAAUGGGUUUAUGCAAAUGCCCAAAGCGACGUGUAACAAACCAAUUUUGUUUCGAACAUAGAGUUUGUGUUUGUGAGAACUGUAUGGUAACAAAUCACCCCAUUUGUAUAGUUCAGUCUUAUCUACAGUGGCUACAAGAUAGUGAUUAUAACUCAAUUUGUGAAUUGUGCAGUAAAGAUUUGAAUAGUGAAGACUGCAUACGAUUAACAUGUUAUCAUGUAUUCCACUGGUCUUGUUUGGAUCAUUUUUCAAGACAGUUACCACCAACAACAGCUCCCAGAGGAUAUACAUGUCCCUCAUGUAAAAGCCCUUUAUUUCCUGCUUCUAAUUUAAUCAGCCCUGUUGCAGAUGUUCUCAAAGAAAAAUUGGCCGGAGUCAAUUGGGCUAGGGCUGGUUUAGGAUUGCCACUUUUGUCUGAAGAAAGGGAAGUAAAAGCCACAGUAAAUCAUAUGAAUAUGGCCCCGCGUAUAACUUCAAGUCCUUCCCAUUCCAUUGUUUCUAUGGAUGAGGACAAUAGAAUAGGCACCUUUCAGAAUUUUUCUAAUCGUAGAGUGUUUCAAGAUAUUAGAGAUAUUAAACCUGAUCGAUUUGAUCACGAUGAUAACAAGUACAAAAGAAAACCAUUAUCUGAACUUGUUGGAAAUUGGUUCAAGAUAACUUUUGGUGCUCCGCUACGAUCAAGAGGGAAAGUUUCAACAUGUCGUUAUUUUAUAUUGGCAAUAAUGGCCCUGUUUAUUAUUGUAACGUUUUUCUUUUUAAUGUCAAAACUUCGUAGAUAUUCCAUAGAUGAUGAUCCAAAUUUAGACAUUGGACAAAAUGCUUUUAUUAAAGUUGGAGAACAAUAAUUAAUUCCUCUAAAAAAAAAUUAUGUAUGCUGUUUCUAGGAUAUUUAAGUUAAGGUUAUUAAUUGUGUAUAUAUUGUUAAUAAAUGAAAUUUUUCAA